AUCUUCUAGCAGAAAAUGCUCUCACAUGACAGUUGUGGUUAGCGAGACAGGAUGUCAGCAUUUUCAUGUUGGAGAAGAAUAUUAAAUGAUUUUAAAAAUACAAGUGUACAACAGGUUUCCUGCUGAAGGAAUCAAUAGGAGAACAGACAAGCGAAAAAAUACAUUUAAAGGUGAGUGAAGAGAAGUCUGAUCUGAGAUUUGCAGCGAUGGCAGCAUUUAAGACACUGAUGGUGGUCGUCCUGCUAAGCAUCUUUGUGGCAGGAAGUCAAACAAAAGGAGAUCAAGAUACUGUAUCACAUCAGAAUCAAGCUUCUGUGAUUGAAAAACUGACAGUUUUCACAGAGCAGACCUUUAUUUCGGGCAGAAAUGUGGCUUUACAGUGUGGCAAUGUCAAUGAUGUCAAAUGGAACGAAUUAAUUUAUAUUGUCUGGAACAUCAGCCUGCAAGGCAGAAAAUGCUGGCUUGGUUUGUCACCCAAGCUGGACAACACAUGUAAUGAUGGAAAGAGGCUGUACAACACCUCAGAUGGAGUUUCUUUAUUCAUUCCCAAGAUUUCAACAGAAGAUGAAGGAUUUUACUGUUGUGAUGUAUCAUAUAAAGGAGGAAGCUAUGCUGUAAAUGUGUCUGUAAACAUUAACCAACUUUCCACCAGGCUGGAAAGUGAAAACAGUCUAAGGAUUGCUAUCUGUAGUUCCACAUCUAAAAAGACAGAACCCACUCUUCAUUGGGAACCUGCCUUAAACUAUUCCUCCAAUAACAGUUCUGUCAAGGAUGGCAAAUCUUUUAUAGUGGUGAAUCGAUUAUAUCUGCCGAAUACGGUCAACAUCAGUGAGCUCACCUGUGUGGCCACAUACAAAUCUGAGUCCGGCUCUGUGCAGCAGAAGAGCACACUUCAUUUCACAACAGGCUCUCACAUGCGUGGAGUAUAGGCCUACACACACACACACACACACACACACACACACACACACACACAACAGCAUGUCAAGAUACCAUUCAUCUGAAGUUUAUCAACAGGAGCAAAUCUAACUGGACGAGGAGCUUUAACUGCAGUAUGUGUGUAUCACUGCCAGUACAAGUAGUUACUGUUUCACAGACAUUUAUAAUGCAUUUACUUCUUGGUAGUUCUUUAAGAAACAACAUGGUUGCUUAACUUGUAUGUGUUGUAAUGAGACUUUGAGAGUAACAUGAGUGUGACUGCACAGCUGUACAGCUCUUCACCCAUUUGCUGGUUUAUUUUUAUUUUUUUAUUUUUUCUACAGGAACAACAAUCAAAUUUUGUCUUAAAAUGAAGGAAGAAACACCCACAGAAAUAUGAAGAAAUUUAGACGAUAAACAGGAUGUGGAUGGCAAAAACAGGCAUGAUAAAGUGAAAUGGAAGGGUGUGUUUACCUGAGAAUUGCUGACAUUAUAUUUUAACAUAGAGCAUUUGUUUUGUUUAUCUUAUCUGAAAUGAAGAUGCGAUUCAAUUUUUGGCCUCUGAGUCAACAAAUAAAUUAUUAGUAUUAAAGUACAAACAUUUUGCGUGUGCUAUCUUUCUUUUGUAUAAAUGCCACAAUGAAAUUUUGUUAUAUAAUGCAAUGAUGUUUAUUGGAGCAAUUGUAAAACCAGCAGUUAUAUGAAGAUGUCUUACAAAAGUCCACAAAUUCUUUUUAGAAGAAAUAAGAAUGAAACUGAGGUGCACUGUUCCAAAAGCUAUUCAGGUCUUCUGUUUCCCUUUAUUUAUGGCAAUCUGAUGUGAUUUUAUUAUUUGCACUUACGCAAUAAAUUCCAAAGCCACUAUUGUGCGUGUUUGAGAGAGAGAGAGCGAAAGAGAGAUUAUAUCUGUUCAGACUGAGGUCAGUUAGCAGCAUUACUCACCAGGUAGCUCACCAUCAGCGCUUUAUUCAACUUGUAUUGAUGAACUCAUUUAUGAAGUCACUCAACAGUCUUAACAUUUCAAACCCUGCACCUACUACCCACUAGCUGAAAACCAAUUCAGCUGAGUCUGAACCAUGAGUGUAAGUGCAUGUCAUCCUAUGAAGCUGAAGACACUGUGGUAUAGUACUUAGUAAAGUGAGCUAGCAGUGACUGUAGUCCAGGACACUGUGACUUUAUGGAGGGUCAUGAGAUUCACCGAAGACAAGCCUAGGUUUGUUUAUACUGAAAGGGCCUGAACAAUGGGUUUUACGUCAUGGGAAAGCUGGAUUCAUUAAUUCACGGCAGCUUCCUAGAAAAAUUAGACAGGAACAAAUAUUCUGAAAUCAACAGCAUGUUACAAUAAUAUUAGCAUUUAAUGCAGAUAAGCAUUAAGAUUGCAAAAUAAGAUAAAAUACUGAAUUAUAAGUUACAAAAUGUAUACAACAGAACUGCA
Labeo rohita (rohu) is the source of this 2353-nucleotide messenger RNA. RefSeq lists its product as uncharacterized. The transcript is spliced from 5 exons. Gene Ontology annotation, molecular function: signaling receptor activity. The coding region runs from base 207 to 929 and encodes 240 amino acids. Lineage: Eukaryota; Metazoa; Chordata; Actinopteri; Cypriniformes; Cyprinidae. The record is from RefSeq and is a predicted model, not a curated record. Gene Ontology annotation, biological process: regulation of neuroinflammatory response.